AUGAGAGAUCACCUGUCCAGCUUUGACCAGAGCCUUAACGACAUCCGAGCCAGUCAAGGUCAGCAUACCCGUUCCUUGGAUGACAUCCGUCGUGCUCAAGAUGCCCAAGGCAGGGUGUUGGAACAGGCCGUGCAACAGCUCCAAGCUGAGGCUUUGCGUGUUGCGAAUGACAACAUGAAGACGCAGCUGGAAGCUCAGGAACUUCGCCUCAAAAUGGCACACGAGAAGGAGACGAGAACUAUGCAGGAGAGGCGCAGAAAUGAGGCGGAACGAUGGCAGCAGGCGAACAAAGAUUUCGCAGACGCAGACAAGACUCAACUGGCUCAGAUCCGGAAGCUCGAGGCGGAAAACGCGAAGCUGAACACGGAAAGCAAGGAGCAAGACCGGAUUAACCGCACCUUGCGAAUGAGUGGAAAGCAAGCGGCAGAAAAAGACACGCUGACUGGAGCUUUGCUUCAAUUGACAUUGCCCAUCAGCAACCUGCCCAAGAAGUACAACACCUUCGUCGGUAGCGGUGGCGGCCAGCUGUCCGGAGGACCUUUGGAUGAUUGGUGGCUGGACUAUAGACCUGUGGAUGAUUGGUGGCUGGUCGGAUCCAAUUGGAAGGUCAUCCCGCCUGACAUCGGGGCAUUGGUGCCGCAGACCCCCGUCCUGGCCGCCCAUCGGGGCAGUGGUGCCGCAGACCCCGCCCUGGCGGCCUUCAGCGUCCCCGUUGCAUAUGGGGCCGACAACUCCACCCCCUGGAGUGACGCCAAGCAUCCUCAUGCUUUCGCCUACGUCGCCGGCAUUGAUGGCUACUGGGCCGGCGAUGGCAACCAUCCACGAGCUGCUGCAGCUGCCGAUGGCCCCGACCUCGACAUAGCCUUCGACGGCCCCAGCAAUGGGCUGGCAAUGAGGACAUCGAUGUCCCCGGAGAGCCGGGGUGCAGCAAUGCGAGUCUUCCUGGCCGCACCCAUCGGAUCACCGGGCGGGGACAUGGGCGGAUCUGGCGAUGUGGUGAUGGCCUCCCCUUUUGAAGCACAGACCGAUUCCAGUACGUGGCUGAUAGCCACACCCUUAAGCCGGGGGCCUGUGGAAUCCAGCCGUGAUUUCACACAACUUCUACCGGUUACGGACGAGGAGCUCGACAAGAUGUACGGCAGCAGGGCUGCCGAGGUGAAGGCCCACAAACUUCAGAUUGGAGAAGUGAGAUCGGACCCCAACCUGCCGGGUGGCUAUAUUUACCUCGUGGCCAAGCACAUCAUAGAGAAUGGAGAGGAGGAACGAAAGCGCAAGGUGGCAACGAUAGCACCACGUGUCGCAACAUCGGCCCCCGCACGGGGAGCCGCAGACUCCGCGACCUCGGGUGCUGGUGCCCCUGCAGCUGCUCCACGUGCAGACCCUCCUGCCACUGGCACGCCGGCUCCCUCGACCAGCAACGAUGAGCCAAAACCUCCUCCGCCAAAGAAGCCAAAGCUUACACAGGCAGAAAAGGCUGCCAACAUGACGCCUUUGGAGAAGGGCAAUGAUCUUGCCAACCGUGGUCUCGCCAAGAAAACCACCACUGAAAAGUAUAUCACCAUGCUCAAGUGCCUGACCUUUGGAGCUGGAUUGGUGGAACACCUGGGAAAGUAUGUGAAUCUGUGGCAGCAGCUCUACGAGCAAGUGGUUCAAUUGACACAGAAGAAGAUUGACGAGGAAAGCCCCUACAUCCCGUACGUCACCAAGUACGUGCAGCUGCUGAAAGAUUUCGAGGAUGUGGAAAGUGCUGCUUCGGCCAUGGCCAAAAGCGACCCGCCGAUCCAGAUGAACCAGUGGAUGAUAGGAAUGCUGCUGAUAUGGACAGUCAUGGUGCCAGACUUCUGGCCGAAGAGGUGGGUGGAGGUUAUGUCUGUAGCUCGUGCCGCUGCGAUCACCGCUGCAUUUGUCAAAGACGGUGUUCGCAAAACCUCUGCCAGAAAGUUGGCGAAAUCAUCGAGAGACAGAGACCUAUUCAAAUGGGUCAAGCUUCCUUGGGAGCCCUACGAAGUCAAUAUCCCUUUGAUAAAACGUCGCUCUGCAGACAAAGAAGUUAUGGACGAGAAAGUGGGUAUUGUGCUGCCCACUGAUCUUAUCUGCCACAUGUACGACACCGAUGCCUUCGCUCUAUGCAUAUUUGGGGAUUCGGGCAAGCCGAGCCUGCUCUCAUACUGGCAAUCCGAAGACCAGGAUUGGCUGAACCGCACCGGCAUCUCCUCUGCUGACUUGCAGCAUUGCAUACCGCUUUUUUUCCACGAGGAUAGUGUGCCGAGCUUCAAAGAAGAGAGUUAUACAUUCUGGUCGUGGGCAGCGCUUUCCUCUCGUGGGGCAUGGACGAGUCGUAAUUGUAUUGUUGGCCUGCCCUCUUCACGUGUGCUGCUGCAGACAAGGUCUGCUGUCGUCUCUGUAUUGAAAUGGAAUUUGGAUGCAUUGGCACGUGGCACACACCCGGAGGUCAACCACCUGGGUAGACCGUGGCCUCCCGGCACCCGUGCAGCGAGAAUUGCCGGUACUCAAAUUGCAGGCCCAUACUUUGGUCGAUUUUCCUGCUGGCAGGGUGAUAUGGAAACAAGGGCAUUGGCACAUUGUUUGGAUGGCAGACAUUACCGACACUGA
Molecule: messenger RNA, 2613 nt
Organism: Symbiodinium sp. CCMP2592
Lineage: Eukaryota; Dinophyceae; Suessiales; Symbiodiniaceae
Source: the annotation of a GenBank genome assembly